This is a messenger RNA of Lottia gigantea (owl limpet), 549 nucleotides long. RefSeq lists its product as hypothetical. The record is from RefSeq and is a predicted model, not a curated record. Bases 1 to 549 code for a protein of 182 amino acids. Lineage: Eukaryota; Metazoa; Mollusca; Gastropoda; Lottiidae. The transcript is spliced from 2 exons.
AUGCAUAUCAUUUUUCUCCCACGAACGAGGCAGAUUUCCCACGACGUCAUUUUAGCAACACCGCCAAGACGUGGAAGACGCAAUCUUAUGGUGCGGUGUGUUGCCUUUGGCUGCAGUAAUGUCUUGACGAAAGGAUGUGUAGUGUAUGGUUUGAUAGAAAUAAGGCGCUUAAAAGAAUUAUGGAGACGAAUUGAAGACUCAGCAAGAAAAGAUAUUGCUCGCUUUACCAGAGAAACUAAUAAAACUGGAGGGAGGCAAGCCCCGAAAGAACUAUCAGAUAGUACAUUGUUGAUCAAAGAUUUAAUUAAUAAUGACUUUGAUGAUUAUUCUAAGGAAACUAAUAUUGAUGUUGACCACAAUUCAGAAGAGGGUGACAAUACCAACAUUGAAGUACCGGUACAGGAACCUACAGAGUUAUCAAAUGAUGACAAUAUCAAUGAUGAUGAUGGUGAAGAUGAUGUUGAUGUGAUACUCAAACCAUUCCCUCAUCCUCAAUUUCGAAGCACUCCAGCAAUUCAAACAAAACGCAGAUUUCCUUGUAAAAGGUAG